UACGCAUUAAUUGUGCUGUAUGUCAAGAUUUUAACCUUUGCGUUACCUGUUUUACUUCUGGAGAAGAAUUGGAGAAGCAUAAGAGCUGGCACGAUUAUCGUGUUUUGGAACAAUAUUCGUUCCCAUUAUUUAAUGAAGAUUGGGGAGCAGAUGAGGAAGAAUUAUUGAUUGAGGGUGCAGAAAUGCAUGGUUUGGGUAAUUGGGCAGAUAUUGCGGAAUUCAUAGGGAAUCGAACAAAGGAAGAUUGUGAGCAACAUUACAUGAAAACGUAUGUUAAUAGUGAGACAUGGCCAUUACCGGAUAUGAAUGUGAAAUUUCAAAUAGAUGAAGAGACAAUGCGUGAACGAAAACGGCGGCGUUUGCAGACUAUAGAAAAUCGAACCCAAAACACAACGCAGAAAACUCCUACAAAAGUACUUACUUAUGAUUAUAAAACUUUGCCUGCGAACCAUGAAAUUGCGGGAUACAUGCCACACCGCUACGAGUUCGAAACAGAAUACGAAAAUGAUGCAGAACUAGUAAUUAAGGAUUUGGAAUUGAAUGAGCACGAUGAUCCACAAGAUUUCGAAAUGAAAACCUACGUUUUGGAAAUAUACAACAAAAAACUGAAUAAACGUGCCGAACGAAAAAGACUAAUAUUUGAACAUGGAUUGUUGGAGUUCAGGAAGAAUAAAGCGAUUGAAGAUGAAAAGUAUAAAAGUAAAGAAGAAAAGGAACUGUUAAGUAAAAUCAAACCUUUUGCACAAUCUUUGUGCAAGAAAGAUUUCGAUGAUCUAAGAGAUGAACUAUUUGAGGAACUAAGCACUCGACUCGAAAUAAGAAAAUUAAAAGAAUAUCGUCAAAUGGGAAUAAUGACACUAAGUGAAGCAACUAAAUAUGAAAAAGCAAAGGCGCAGAAGGAAGCAAAUCGAGAACUAGCUGCUCGACCAUAUAAUGGUCAUACGAUCCCGAUAUCGUAUAGCGAUCGUCUGGCAGUAAAAUAUAUUUCUUCCAAGAUGAAUGAGCAUCAUUCACCAUCAUCUCCUUAUGGUAACAAAACACUUCCGGCGGCAGCAUCACCAGUUAUUAGACUAAAUGUGCGAAAGCAACCACAAGCGUUAGAUCUUAACGACGAAGAAGGAGUACAUUUACUAUCGGAAGCUGAACGAAGACUAUGUGAGACCUUACGGAUAUUCCCAAAAUCCUAUUUGGUGAUCAAAGAAACAAUUCUUAAAGAAUGGGCGAGAUCAGGUGGAACCCUACGAAGAAGACAAGCUAGAGGUCUUAUAAGAAUUGAUGUUAAUAAGACAGCAAGGAUAUACGACUUUUUUAUAGAGAUGGGUUGGAUACGACAGUUAUCUGAGAAUACUUCUAAUAAUUAG
Molecule: messenger RNA, 1361 nt
Organism: Cetraspora pellucida
Lineage: Eukaryota; Fungi; Glomeromycota; Glomeromycetes; Diversisporales; Gigasporaceae
Source: the annotation of a GenBank genome assembly